AGGGGACUUUGUAGUAAUGUCAACCCAUGUAAUGGAUUUUGCUUUUUCUUGUAACAUACAGAUUUGCAAAUGACAAUGAAUUUCAAAAGGUGAUAUUUCAAAGACUCUUAAGAGAUGCACUAAAUGGUUAAAGUGCUUUUGAAAUAUUAUGAAGAAAGAUGGAUGAGCAUUGCAUAAAACCCAAAGAUUGUUCUGGCAUUAUUUAGGGCCUUUACAGAAAUAUAUAUGCAUAAAUGAUACUGAUUUCUCUUCAUUUCAAAGCAUGAUUGCCUCUAGCAUUUUCAAGCUUUAAUUCCUCCAGGCUGUUUUGAUGUUGUGUCUGUACAGCUAAGAAUAUUGUAAUUUUUAUCUUUAGAAGCCUUGUCAAUGCAAAACAAACAGCAACUGAUGCAAGUUAAUGUUGACAACUUUAUAUUGAGUUCACUGUGUAUUAUUUUAUUUGUAAGCUACUAAAAUAUGCAAGAGUAACAUAGCAUGACUGUCGUUCCCCAGGGAUCCAUAUCAAAACAAAGUGGGGAAUCACAUGAGCCUAUUCCAGGGAGAAUAAUGCAAUUCUUAAAAUGUAUAUAUUUAAGAUUCUUGGGUAUAAACAGUAACGGUAUCUUCCCAUUUGAAUUAUCUUUUUACGCAGUGGUAGCACAUGGUAGUAAGUAAAAUAACAUGUUAAAUCUGUUAGAUCUCAAAGCAGAUAGUAAAGGUUUUCCAUUUAUUGUUAUUUUUGUAUAAGUACACAGAAUUGCUUUUUCCUACUGGAGGACUUUGUAUUCAAGGUACAGAAUCUGGUGCAUCUGACAAAUUGGAAAUUAUUGCUAGUGGUGAGAACAUAAUUCUUAUUAUGUUUUCACAUCUCUUGGGCAUGUCUUGCUUUGCUUUCAGGGAUUCAGACUCUAGUUUUGAGCCUAUCAAAUUUAGAUAGUUUUUGGGGAUAGAUAAGUGAAGAAUGUAUAGUCAGAUGCACACAUAUGCCUAUAUGCAAAGUAUGUGUGUGUUUAGCUGUACACAUUUAUACAUAUAAUGUGGGGUACAUUCAGUGGAUUUAUUUGUAUAUAUGUGUAUAUAUGUUACUGUCAUUCUUUAGAAUUUCUUCUCAUUUCCUCUUGUCCAAAAGGUGGCCCUGUUUGAAACUGUAGAAAGAUUAUCACCAGUAGAAUUGUCCAAUAGAUCAUGGAAACAGACAAUAGUAUUUUGUUGCCUGGCAACCACCUACUGUGAAUGAAAAACAAAGCACUGACAGCUGCUUCCACAUCCUGAUAUUCCUAGUAGCUCAAGCAUUACAGCCCUCCAGAUGAGAUAGAGCUACUAAGUUUCCUUUGAGUAAGUGUAAAGAGAAGCUUUAAGCGAGCGAUAUUUAUGUUUUCCGUUUCCUUAUGCCAGCUUUCACUAUUCUAACAGCCAUUCCCAGUGAUGACAUCUUGCAAGCCUAUAGUACAGUAUCAUAACCUGACAAGCCAAGAACAGACUGGCCAACUGGUGGGAUGGAAAAUGGAGAAACCUUGAGCAAAACAGACAGCAUAGAGAAUUACAAACAAUGGCGGUGAAGAAGAAAUGCAUUGUGGUGAUGACUCCUAAUUUCGAAAGUGGCUUAAAUCUAAUUGGCUCCCCCAGGAUCUCAGCUCUUGUUACAUUUGUGGAGUUUCUUUUUUGAGAGGCAUCUGGAGAGACUGAACUGCCACUGCCAGUUGGCAUGCAGGGCCAAAAUAUGUGGUACAUUCUCUAUGGGGAAGGAAGAGCUCUGCUUGAACUUUCUCUGCUUAAAAGAAGUUAUGCAUAAUGCCACAGAGUCUAUCAGUUAAAAAUAAGGAGCAAGAGGACAUCAGAAAGAUGAAGAUAAUGUUCUCAAUAUGAAUGGAAUGCUGUGUAGAGCACCAAGUUUGGACAAUGGACAAAGAUUAAAAUUGGAUACUUAGGAACUUACAAUUUGUAAAACCAGAAACCAAGACAAACCUGAAUCAUACAAAUGACCUCAAUGGGAAAGGAGGCAGAUAUGUUUAAGUGAGCCAGCUUGAAGGAGUUGAAGCAUCUGGCAUGUCAAAGCCACAUUGUCUUCCACGGGACUUCCUUUGUGAAUGGCUCCUAUUUAAAAGACUUUUGUGAAUACGCUGCUGUUUCAAUCAAGUCCUCAAAGAACAUAUUUGUCUUCUGAUCUGCUGGAGGUCUUAAGGUAGCUACUAGAGAAUGUGCUCUACAGAAAUGAGGAUGUAAACCAAGAAAGAGGAGACCAUGGGAUCCAGGAAACGGGGGACCCAGCACAGGCGAGAGGCACAGGGAUUUCGCAAGAUGGUGUUAAAAAGAAGCCCCAGGACAACAGAACCUGAUGAUCUCCGUGGGGACCCUGAGCUCAGCCAUCAAAGCGCCCCUGUCUCCCAGGAUGUUCGUAAUUCAACAGUAGAUGCAGGUGGCAUUGAAAGCAUCGCCCAGUGUCCCCAACAGCUUCCUCAGAUGAUGGCUGCAGGUAAAGCUGCUGAUGGUUUGGGGAGUAUAGCGAUAGAUACAACCCAGCUCAACAUGUCUGUGACAGAUCCCACAGCCUGGGCCACCGCCAUGAAUAACCUGGGCAUGGUUCCCGUGGGGUUGCCUGGACAGCAGCUUGUGUCUGAUUCAAUCUGUGUACCAGGCUUCGAUCCAGGGCUCAACAUGAUGACUGGGAUCACCCCCAUUAACCCAAUGAUACCAGGUCUGGGGCUAGUCCCACCUCCACCACCAACAGAAGUGGCUGUAGUUAAAGAAAUAAUUCAUUGCAAAAGUUGUACUCUUUUCCCUCAAAAUCCAAAUCUUCCACCUCCCUCCACAAGAGAAAGACCUCCUGGGUGUAAAACUGUGUUUGUCGGAGGAUUACCAGAAAACGCCACUGAGGAAAUCAUUCAAGAAGUCUUUGAGCAAUGUGGUGAUAUCACAGCAAUUCGGAAAAGCAAGAAGAAUUUUUGCCACAUUCGUUUUGCAGAGGAGUUCAUGGUUGAUAAAGCCAUUUACCUUUCUGGUUACAGGAUGCGAUUAGGGUCUAGCACAGACAAAAAGGAUUCCGGCCGCCUGCACGUGGACUUCGCCCAGGCCAGGGAUGACUUCUAUGAGUGGGAAUGUAAGCAGAGGAUGCGCGCCCGAGAGGAGCGGCACCGCCGCAAGCUGGAGGAGGACCGGCUGCGGCCCCCCUCCCCGCCGGCCAUCAUGCACUACUCAGAGCACGAAGCUACCCUGCUGGCCGAGAAGCUGAAAGAUGACAGCAAAUUUUCAGAGGCCAUCACAGUGCUCCUUUCCUGGAUUGAGCGCGGGGAAGUGAAUCGCCGUUCCGCCAACCAGUUCUACUCCAUGGUGCAGUCAGCCAACAGCCACGUCCGCCGGCUCAUGAAUGAGAAAGCCACCCAUGAGCAGGAGAUGGAGGAAGCCAAGGAGAAUUUUAAAAACGCCUUAACCGGAAUCCUCACUCAAUUUGAGCAGAUUGUGGCCGUUUUCAACGCUUCUACCAGACAAAAAGCUUGGGACCAUUUCUCGAAAGCUCAGCGCAAGAACAUAGACAUUUGGCGAAAGCAUUCUGAGGAGCUCAGGAAUGCUCAGAGCGAGCAGCUGAUGGGCAUCCGGCGCGAAGAAGAAAUGGAAAUGUCAGACGAUGAGAACUGUGACAGCCCUACUAAAAAAAUGAGAGUUGAUGAAUCAGCCCUGGCGGCUCAGGCCUACGCUCUCAAGGAGGAGAACGACAGUCUCCGCUGGCAGCUGGAUGCCUACAGGAAUGAGGUGGAGCUGCUGAAACAAGAGAAAGAACAGCUUUUCCGAACAGAAGAAAACCUCACCAAGGACCAGCAGCUCCAGUUCCUGCAGCAAACCAUGCAAGGCAUGCAGCAGCAACUGCUGACCAUCCAGGAGGAGUUAAACAACAAAAAGUCAGAAUUGGAACAAGCAAAGGAAGAGCAGUCACACACACAAGCAUUGCUUAAAGUCCUCCAGGAACAAUUAAAAGGCACCAAGGAAUUGGUGGAGACCAAUGGUCACAGCCAUGAGGAUGCAAAUGAAAUCAAUGUGUUAACAGUUGCAUUGGUCAACCAAGACCGAGAGAACAAUAUUGAGAAAAGAAGCCAAGGCUUAAAAUCAGAGAAAGAAGCUCUACUAAUUGGCAUCAUAUCAACGUUUCUUCACGUCCAUCCCUUUGGAGCGAACAUAGAAUACCUUUGGUCAUACAUGCAGCAGCUGGAUUCCAAGAUAUCUGCAAACGAAAUUGAAAUGCUUUUGAUGAGGCUGCCACGCAUGUUUAAACAGGAGUUCACAGGUGUGGGAGCAACGCUGGAGAAAAGGUGGAAGCUGUGUGCCUUUGAAGGGAUUAAAACUACCUAACUGUAAGAGCAAAAAGUCUGUGGGAAUGAAGCCGUCUGAACCCGACCAGGGCUGUGCAGCGUGAGAGCGGGAAGUCUGGGGGGGCCCCGUGCGGGGUUUUGUGGAGCCCUCAGAGCCUGACAUUCGUUCCAUCCGUGGCAUUCUCUUGUGAGUGGAAAUGUCAUUGUGUGCCAGUUCCUUAAAACCCAGCUCAUACUGUGA
Molecule: messenger RNA, 4521 nt
Organism: Talpa occidentalis (Iberian mole)
Lineage: Eukaryota; Metazoa; Chordata; Mammalia; Eulipotyphla; Talpidae
Gene: ENOX1
Product: ecto-NOX disulfide-thiol exchanger 1
Exons: 24
Coding region: 2221-4320 (699 amino acids)
Biological process (GO): ultradian rhythm
Cellular component (GO): plasma membrane; external side of plasma membrane
Molecular function (GO): protein-disulfide reductase activity; RNA binding
Source: RefSeq, a predicted model, not a curated record